Podospora pseudocomata is the source of this 522-nucleotide messenger RNA. RefSeq lists its product as uncharacterized. The record is from RefSeq and is a predicted model, not a curated record. NCBI's taxonomy places the organism in Eukaryota, Fungi, Ascomycota, Sordariomycetes, Sordariales, Podosporaceae. The coding region runs from base 1 to 522 and encodes 173 amino acids. The transcript has a single exon.
AUGGACCAGUACCGCUGUCAACUUUGGCAGCUUCCACGCUGUCUCUACCGGGUCCAAUACCCAGCGUCUCGAACAACUCACGACUCCAGUGGAUUGAAAGCUCAAGAUACCACCAGCGUGUACAAGAAAUGGGGUUCCGAUGAUGAAUUUAUGCAAGCAAUUCGGAAUCUGUUUACAUGGGCCUGCAAAGACAGCACACCCUUUAUUUCAUUCUUUUCGGACGAAGAACACGCUAUCAACUGGGGCUGUAAACUAAGAGACUGGGAUAAAUGUUCCAGUCGAGAUGACUGGACUCUUCUUACCAUCUACACACAGUUUCUUAAAUCUACCUACGUGUACAAACUGAGCACGCUCAUCGACUACACAGGCGUUCGAAUUCCUGUACCAGCGGAGAAAUCACACAAACGAGGGGCCUAUAUCUGUUUGCAUGGCAUCCCGACUUUUGCCAUUGUUUGCGUGAGAAAUGGAAGCAACGUCAGGGCAGCCAGGGUUGUAAGCUACCUACCUUCUUCCUGUCAAUAG